This is a messenger RNA of Zingiber officinale, 1645 nucleotides long. RefSeq names its product cell division cycle protein 123 homolog. Bases 58 to 1224 code for a protein of 388 amino acids. The record is from RefSeq and is a predicted model, not a curated record. Gene Ontology annotation, cellular component: cytoplasm. The transcript is spliced from 2 exons. Lineage: Eukaryota; Viridiplantae; Streptophyta; Magnoliopsida; Zingiberales; Zingiberaceae.
CAUGUGAUACGUCACGUUCCGUCAGCAAGACCUAGUUCGCAAGGAGGGAGAUCCGCGAUGAGCAAAGAGGCGGCGAAAGAAGAAGAAGAGGAGGAAGAAGAGGUGGAAUUGCUGCGGUGCCAAAUCAACGAAUGGUAUCCCAAGUUCAAGACCCACACCAUCCGCACCCUCUUCCACCCCCUCACUCAACCCUUCAUCCGUUACCUCCUCGGCCUCCAUCCCCACCGGGACGCCGCCGGCGCUGAUGACCACGAUGACGGCGGCGAUGACGCCUCCUCCUCCGAUGCUCCCCCCUUUCUCCUCCCCCGACCCACCUCCGGCCGCGAUCCCCUCCCCCGCCCUACCCUUGGCGUCGACCCCACCUCCCUCCUCGAUUGCUCCCAGCUCUCCGACGACGAUGAAGAAAACGAGGAGGCCGACCCCGCCCCCUCGUUUCCCGACCUGGAAGAGGCGGUCGAGCGCUCCAUCGCUUCCCUUGGCGGCGCCGCUUUCCCUAAGCUCAAUUGGAGCGCCCCCAAGGACGCUACCUGGAUCUCCGCCGACGGAACCCUCCGCUGCUCCUCGUUCACCGACGUCGCCUUGCUCCUCCACUCCUCUGAUUCCAUCGCUCACGACCUCUCUUCCCAGCCUGCCGCUUCCGAUUCCGCUUCUUCUCCUUUCGUCUUCUACCUCGCCCUCCGAAAGUGGUACCCUUCACUCCGGCCUGAGAUGGAAUUCCGUUGUUUCGUCCGCCACCGUCGCCUGGUCGCCAUCUCCCAGCGCGAGGUCACCAACUUCUACCCUUCCCUUCUCGAUCGGUACCACCGUCUCCUGCCCCUCAUCCGAGACUUGUUCUCCGAGGUCAUUCGCCCUGGAUUUGAGUCACAAAACUACACCUUUGAUGUGUAUGUCACCAGUGAUGGCAGGGUGAAGCUGAUCGACUUCAACCCGUGGCGCGCUUUCACCUUACCACUCCUUUUUACCUGGGAGGAGUUGGAGGAAGAGGCAUUUACUUCAGAUGAUGAUGAAGAAGAAGAAAUAGGCAAAGAACAUGAACGAAAGAGGGACGUGGAGUUUAGAAUCGUGGAGAGCCAAUGUGGAGUGAGGCCAGGGUUGAAAACGGCAGUGCCUUAUGACUACUUGGAUACAGGGGAAGGCAGUGGAUGGGAUCAGUUCUUGAAGAGAGCCGAUGAGGAGCUGAGGAAGCAGACACAGAGUACUUCACGUGAUGGCGACAAAGCUUGAAGAAGAUCCAGGCGUCUCGGCUUCAUUCCUUCUUGAAGUAUAACCAGAUUGCUUGCAGAUGAGAUGUUGCCCACGAGUUGUUGAAUAGAUUGUUUCCUGAUGAGUUAUAUUGUCGCUGAGUUGACUGAUACAUAGUCCAGUUUACUGAGUGAUCCUGUUCACGAACGCGGGCUGGCGUGUGAGUCACCGGUAAUUUAGCAUCAAUGGUGACUUGAUCGUCAGUCGUGAGGCUACAAGAAGAUCGCAAGGAGUUUUGCCGAUGCUUGUGUAGGAGAGAAGACAAAAGGCAAGAGUUUUUCGGCGUUAUCACUUUGACGCUUAAGAUAGGGUUUUGGUGGAGUGUAAAAGAAGAUGAAUAGUAUUAGGAUUUGUGAUAAUGAUGUACACAUACCUCUUCUCAUGAGGAUCAAUUACCUUUUAU